This is a messenger RNA of Cheilinus undulatus (humphead wrasse), 1703 nucleotides long. RefSeq names its product cytochrome b-c1 complex subunit 2, mitochondrial (gene uqcrc2b). Gene Ontology annotation, biological process: proteolysis. Lineage: Eukaryota; Metazoa; Chordata; Actinopteri; Labriformes; Labridae. Bases 58 to 1437 code for a protein of 459 amino acids. Gene Ontology annotation, cellular component: mitochondrion. The transcript is spliced from 14 exons. Gene Ontology annotation, molecular function: metalloendopeptidase activity; metal ion binding. The record is from RefSeq and is a predicted model, not a curated record.
GGGCACUUUCACGCCAGCCAUAUUGCUUUAGCGUCCUGACUGAAGGAGAGACGGGAGAUGAAGGGGAUUCGGGGAAUCAGUCAGCUCUCGAGACGCUUCUAUGUGGCUUCCAGAUCAGGCCAGUCCCUUGACCAGCCCCUGGCUGGCCUCAAGCUCUCUCCUGGGGCUGCCCACUCCUACCAGGACGUCCAUGUAACCAAACUGCCCAGUGGACUUGUGAUUGCAUCCCUGGAGAAUUACUCCCCAGCUUCCAAGAUCGGAGUGUUUGUUAAGGCUGGCUGCCGUUAUGAGACCUCUGACAACCAGGGCGUCACCCACCUCCUCCGGCUGGCCUCCAGCCUGACAACCAAAGGAGCUUCAGCUUUCAAGAUCUGCCGUGGUGUUGAGGCAGUGGGUGGCAGCAUGAGUGUGACUUCAUCCAGAGAGAACAUGAUCUACAGUGUGGACUGCUUGAGAGAUGACAUUGACACAGUGAUGGAGUACUUGAUCAACGUGACCACAGCCCCAGAGUUCAGGCCAUGGGAGGUGUCAGAUCUCACUCCGAGGGUGAAGAUGGACAAGGCCCUGGCUGGACAGAGCCAGCAAAUAGGUGUGGUUGAAGCUCUUCAUGCAGCUGCUUACAAGAAUGCUCUCUGUAACUCUCUGUACUGUCCUGACCACAUGGUUGGCAACAUCCAAUCUGAACAUCUGCAUCACUUUGUCCAGAACAAUUUCACAAGUGCAAGAAUGGCUCUCGUUGGUAUUGGUGUUGAACAUGCAGUCCUGAAGCAAGUUGGGGAACAGUUCCUCAACAUCCGCAGUGGGGCGGGUACCACAGGGGCCAAGGCUCAGUACCGUGGAGGUGAACUCCGUCUGGGUAACACCAGCAGCCUGGUCCACGCAGCCGUGGUGAGUCCGUCAGCAGCAGCGGGCAGCAACGAGGCCCUGGCCUUCAGCGUGCUGCAGCAUUUACUGGGAGCUGGUCCACAUGUCAAGAGGGGCUCCUGUGCCUCCAGCAAACUGGUUCAAGGUGUUUCCAAGGCAACUGCUGACCCCUUCGAUGUGAGUGCUUUCAAUGCCAGCUACUCUGACUCUGGUCUCUUUGGGGUUUACACCAUUUCCCAGGCCGCAGCAGCUGGUGAUGUGAUUAGAGCAGCUGUUGGUGAGGUCAAAGCCAUCGCUGAUGGUGGAGUCACAGCUGCUGACCUCACUCGGGCCAAAGCUCAGCUGAAGAGCCAGUUCCUGAUGUCUCUGGAGACCUCAGAGGGUCUGCUGGAGGCCAUGGGCACUCAGGCUCUGGCUGAGGGAGCGUACUGCUCUCAUGAGGAAAUCUCCAAAAAGAUUGACAACGUUUCCCUGACUGAUGUUGCCAACGCUGCCAAGACAUUUGUAUCAAGCAAGAAGACGAUGGCAUCCAGUGGAAACCUUGUAAACACACCCUUCGUGGAUGAGAUCUAAAGUCGUCUCCCUGUCUCCCUGUACUGUACCUAACUCUGACGGCAAAGCAGAAUUUAAACCUCAACAGAAAAAAAAAUGAAUUCUUCAUCACUUUUUGCUACAUUGUAGCUCUGAUAUAUAUAAAAUGUCAUAGCACCACUGGGCUGGGUAUUUAUAGGUGUUGUAACAGUAUAUUUUCAGGUUAUGCUGAAAUUUUGUGCUCUGCUCAUCUGUCCACAUUAACUGUAUAGCUGAUGUAAAAUAAUGAAUAAAUUCUAUCUACCUUA